Messenger RNA from Echinococcus granulosus, 1164 nucleotides. Its product is annotated as Krueppel-like factor. The record is from RefSeq and is a predicted model, not a curated record. The coding region runs from base 1 to 1164 and encodes 387 amino acids. Gene Ontology annotation, molecular function: RNA polymerase II cis-regulatory region sequence-specific DNA binding; DNA-binding transcription factor activity, RNA polymerase II-specific. Gene Ontology annotation, biological process: regulation of transcription by RNA polymerase II. NCBI's taxonomy places the organism in Eukaryota, Metazoa, Platyhelminthes, Cestoda, Cyclophyllidea, Taeniidae. The transcript is spliced from 5 exons.
AUGAGUUCAGAUAUUGCUUCAAACCUGUUGAUGCCACCAACUGCUAACAUUGAUAUGUUACAACUGAAAACGGCGGAGAUAUUGGUGUCGAUGUCGGAGGGAUUGGCAUUUAGCUUAAAUCAAAACCACCUCCGCGCACCGCCUAUCUCUCUCUUCCCAGAAUUUACGCCUCUUCAAAACCAGAGCUACACCAACACCCGCAACAGCGAUGGGCUGGAUACGGAGGGGGAACUGCACCGUCGAUUGAAAUUCAAACUUCACCGCACCAAACCCCAUGAAACCGCUGCCAGUAAUCUCAAACACAAGGCGGCCGGAGCCGAACCGUCUUCGCGUCUAGCUGAGAUUCUUCGUGAGCAGAAUCUUGAGGGUAGGAUUCCACUUCGACGAUCUUCGACAGAUCUUGUGGACUCCUCUGUGAUUUUACGGCUAAUGGCACAGCAGCACCGAAACUCUCUUCAUCCUCACGAAACCAGUGCAUUCAGUGUGGUUUCACCCCUUCCGUCUGAAGACGGUGUUUCUCCUAGUUCUACUCCUUCGUCUUCCUAUCACACUGGUCCAGAAGCAGAGGAGGCUUCCUGUUCGAUGGCAAAGCCCUUCAGCUGUCCCUUUGAUCUCCACGUGCUUUCGUUAAAUUCUACGCCACAGAUCCCUUCGGCGUUCACUGAACGCCGCGCUUCUGAUCCCUGUCCCGCUUCUUAUGCCGCUCUACAGAAACAGACGGUCUCGCAGAGUGGUAGAGGCGCUCCUACUGGACGAGUGAAAACACAUCACUGUACAUUCCAAGGCUGUGAUAAGGCAUACUUCAAGAGCUCUCAUCUUAAGGCACACGUCCGAACUCAUACUGGUGAGAAGCCGUACGUCUGUGACUGGGAGGGAUGUGGACGCCAGUUCGCUCGAUCUGACGAACUGUCGAGGCAUAAGCGAGCUCACACUGGAGAACGCAAAUUCACCUGCAGUUUCUGUCCUCGUCGAUUCAGUCGCAGCGACCACCUCAACAAGCACAUGAAACGCCAUCAACUGGAGGUGGUUGCUGCUGCAGCAGGCACUGGUAGCAGCAGUGGUUCUGGUGUUUCAGACGUUGAAAAACAUACUUCUAUCGACCUAUCCCCGUCUUUAAUUCCCCAAGAGGCCGCACCACGAUUCCAUCUCUGGUCCGAUGAAUAG